AUGUUUGCGUCGGUGUGUCGUCGCAGAGCUGCCGCGUACAAUUUGGCGGGUGAGCCAUCGGAUUCGAGAUUCGAGAUUCUCGUCGUUGUCGUCGUCGUCGUCGUCGUCGCUAUCAUCAUUACUCCUUCUUCACCCUCUCCACCUUCGUCUAUCGCGUCUCGUCCCAUCACAACAUCAGCAGCCAUGGCCGCCCGUUUCACCCCUCGUCUCUUCCAGCAGGCCACUCGUGGCUACGCCUCCCAGGCCGCCGUCCGAGCUCCCCGACAGCUCGAAGGUCUUCCCGGCAAGUACGCCUCGUCUGCGUACGUUGCUGCUCUCUCCAAGGACAGCAAGACGCUCGAGAAGGUCGAGGCCGACCUCAAGGCCGUUCAGGCCGCUCUCCUCGGCGCAGACGGUGCCAAGCUCCAGACUUUCAUCUCCAACCCCACCCUCAGCGGCGCUGACCGAACCAAGGGUCUCGACCAGCUCCUCUCUUCCGGCAAGGGCAAGGCUGACCCCAUCACUCACAACCUCUUCACCGUGCUCGCCGAGAACGGCCGAUUGGGAGACACCGAAAAGGUGAUCGAAGGUUUCCAAGACCUCAUGACCGCCUACCGCGGUGAGGUCGAGGUGACCGUCACCUCUGCUACUCCUCUGGACAAGUCGACCAUCUCGCGCAUCGAGUCGGCGCUCAAGGGAUCGCAGAUCGCCGCCAAGGGCAACGGCAAGACGCUCAAGAUCGUGCAGAAGGUCAACCCCGCCAUCCAGGGCGGUCUGGUCGUCGACUUUGCCGGCAACACGGUCGACCUCUCGGUCGCAAGCAAGGUCAACAAGCUCAACGCUUUGCUCGAGCAGGGUGUGUAA
Molecule: messenger RNA, 843 nt
Organism: Pseudozyma hubeiensis SY62
Lineage: Eukaryota; Fungi; Basidiomycota; Ustilaginomycetes; Ustilaginales; Ustilaginaceae
Product: likely mitochondrial ATP synthase subunit
Exons: 2
Coding region: 1-843 (280 amino acids)
Biological process (GO): proton motive force-driven mitochondrial ATP synthesis
Molecular function (GO): proton-transporting ATP synthase activity, rotational mechanism
Source: RefSeq, a predicted model, not a curated record